AUGGAAAAACCUACCGCUAACGAGAGAAACAAAGAAGAUGCAGGCACCAUCUUAGCCAAAGGCCUCGUUCACUCGCACCGAGAAGAUCACGCUCAUACAGAGUGCUCACACCGAUCUGGGCCAGACAAGACCAUCCGCUUCUUCAGCGCAUCAGAACAAGCUGCUCUAGACAAAUUACAGUCUCAAGAGACCUUUUUAUCAGACAUCUCCCCAGAUAUACCUGCAAGAAACUUGCAGUACUCACUAAUUGCUUAUGCUAGAAACACCAAGAACCUGUUGAAGAGUAUGUUAGAAGAACAACAGAAAUCUAUUGACUUCCUCUCUAACCAGGUGAGUGAACUAACCAGUAAGGUUCUUCUUUUGAAUGUAGAAGUCACAAAAAGACAAUUGGAUAUGUUUCCUCAGAGACCAGCACAAACUCACGGUUUUGAUUGCACUGAUAUUAAAGACACUGUUGGCACCAUUUCAAAAGCUCCAAGUGGAAUGUACAUAAUACAACCUGAAGGAACUAAUUUCCCAUUUGAGGCAUUUUGUGAUAUGGAUUACAAAGGAGGAGGUUGGACAGUUAUUCAAAAAAGAAUGGAUGGUACAAUUGAUUUCCGAAGAACUUGGCUUGAAUAUUUAAAUGGAUUUGGUGAUCUAUCAGGGGAGUUCUGGCUUGGACUGAGGAAGACAUUUUGCAUUUUAAAUCAGAAAAACACAAGCUUCAUGCUGAAUAUUGCAUUUGAAGAUGAAGAUGGUAACUCUGCUUAUUCAUCUUAUGACAAUUUCUGGCUGGAAGACGAAACCAAUUCUUUUAUUAUGCAUGUAGGGCGUUACUCCGGAACAGCAGGUGAUGCUAUUCGAGGUUACAAAAAAGAAGACAAUCAAAAUGCAAUGCCUUUCAGCACAUUUGAUAUGGACAAUGAUGGAUGCAACCCCUUCUGCUCCAAGAAUGGCUCUUUAGUUAAAAGUUGCAGUAUGGUGAAUAACCGGAGUGGCUGGUGGUUUAACAAAUGUGGCUUAGCAAACCUUAAUGAUGUUCAUCAAGUUACAAGAAAUGUGGAUAUAUCAGGCAUUCACUGGAAAACAUGGGAAGAAAAUGGUUUACCUGUUAAAAUUAAAUCUGUGUCAAUGAAAAUUAGAAGAAUGUAUUAUCCUUACUUUAAAUGAUUGUUUGUAGCAAUGAAUAACGUUUGAAGUUCAACUAAGGUAAAUAGUUUAAUAUACAUAUUUAUUUAUAGUGAAACACACAGUCCCCUAUUGACAUCCAUAUAAAGGCACUUUCAGUGCCGUUUUUUUUUUUCAAACACCCCACAUUCCCUCACU
Molecule: messenger RNA, 1308 nt
Organism: Bombina bombina (fire-bellied toad)
Lineage: Eukaryota; Metazoa; Chordata; Amphibia; Anura; Bombinatoridae
Gene: ANGPTL5
Product: angiopoietin like 5
Exons: 8
Coding region: 1-1152 (383 amino acids)
Source: RefSeq, a predicted model, not a curated record